This is a messenger RNA of Lycium ferocissimum, 2004 nucleotides long. Its product is annotated as lysM domain receptor-like kinase 3. The transcript is spliced from 12 exons. The record is from RefSeq and is a predicted model, not a curated record. NCBI's taxonomy places the organism in Eukaryota, Viridiplantae, Streptophyta, Magnoliopsida, Solanales, Solanaceae. Gene Ontology annotation, molecular function: transmembrane receptor protein kinase activity; ATP binding. Bases 32 to 1885 code for a protein of 617 amino acids. Gene Ontology annotation, biological process: innate immune response; protein phosphorylation.
CUUCUCUCUCUCCUAUAAUCUUCUCAUAAUAAUGAGCAUUAGAGCAAAAACCCUUAGCCUCAUUAGUCUUAGUUUUUUUCUUUUCAUUUUCAGUGGUGAAGCCAAGUCAUGUGGCAAUGGUUGUGACAUGGCUAUAGCGUCGUACCAUAGUUGGCCACGAUCUAAUUUAACUCAUGUCAGUCAAAUAUUCAACCUGACAAUUCCAGACAUUCUUAAAUACAAUCCUGAAAUUACAAACCAAGAUAGUAUCACUAGUGACACGAGGAUUAAUGUCCCAUUUUCUUGUGAUUGCAUAAAUGGUGAUUUUUUAGGACAUACUUUUGUAUACAAAACUGUGUUUGGUGAUACGUACAAAAGAAUUGCUACUAUGGCUUUUGCAAAUCUUACGACGGAACAUUGGCUCAAACGGGUAAACAAUUAUGACCCGACUAAUAUACCGGAUUAUGCCAUGAUCAAUGUGACCGUGAAUUGCUCGUGUGGCAAUGGAGAAGUGUCUGAUGAUUAUGGGUUGUUCGCCACGUACCCUCUUCGUCGGGGAGACAACUUAACGACGGUGGCUGUGGCGUCCGGUGUGCCAGCUGAGUUGCUGGAGAAGUUCAAUCCGGAUUUGGAUUUUGGUUCCGGGUUAGGAAUAGCGUUUGUGCCGGCAAGAGAUUCACAUGGAAAUUUUCCACCCUUGAAGACGAGGUCAAGAGGACUUUCACGUGGAGCCAUUGCUGGCAUAACAGUGGCAGCAAUUUUUGGGGCUACCUUCUUUGCAGUUUGCCUUUAUUUUUUAUUUUAUAGGAGCAAGCAAAUAGAGGAGGAAUCAUUUCUCCAAGGAUCAUCUGAUGAACACUUCAAUGAGCACUUCCGUCCUCCAAAUUUGGAGAAAUUUACAGUAUCAGGUCCUUUGUUUGGUGUUAUUUCUCCAAGGCCGACAGGGAUCACAGUGGAUAAAUCAGUGGAAUUUUCAUAUGAGGAACUCGCUAAGGCUACAAAUAACUUCAGCAUGGAAAAUAAGAUUGGUCAAGGUGGCUUUGGAUUAGUCUUUUAUGGAAUGUUAAAAGGCGAGAGAGCAGCAAUUAAGAAAAUGGAUAUGCAAGCAUCCAAAGAAUUCUUUGCUGAGUUGAAAGUCUUAACACAUAUUCAUCACUUGAACUUGGUACGCUUGAUUGGAUAUUGUGUUGAAGGGUCUUUAUUCUUAGUUUACGAAUACAUUGAAAAUGGAAACCUUGGUGAACACUUGCGUGGAUCAGGCCGGAAUCCGUUAUCGUGGUCUACUAGGGUGCAAAUUGCUCUUGAUGCAGCUAGAGGACUUGAAUACAUCCAUGAGCAUACUGUUCCUCUAUACAUCCACCGUGAUAUUAAAUCUGCUAAUAUUUUGAUUGACAAAGACUUCCGUGCAAAGGUAGCAGACUUUGGACUUACAAAGCUAACUGAAGUUGGAAGUACCUCUUUUCAUACACGCCUUGUGGGUACUUUUGGUUACAUGCCUCCAGAGUAUGCUCAGUAUGGUGAUGUUUCCCCUAAAGUUGAUGUCUAUGCUUUUGGAGUAGUACUAUAUGAGCUAAUAUCUGCUAAAGAAGCUAUUGUCAAGACGAAUGAAGUUAUAACCGAAUCGAAAGGACUUGUUGCUUUGUUUGAGGAAGUUCUCAACCAGACUGGUGCCCGAGAACGGUUAUGCAAAUUGGUUGAUUCCAAACUCGGAGAUGACUAUCCAUUAGAUUCAGUCUGCAAGGUGGCACAGCUUGCCAAGGCUUGCACACAUGAAAAUCCUCAGUUGAGACCUAGCAUGAGGUCCAUUGUUGUAGCUUUAAUGACUCUAUCAUCCUCUACUGAAGAUUGGGAUAUUGACUCCUUUUAUGAAAAUCAAGGCCUUGUCCAUCUCAUGUCAGGAAGGUAGCAAUAGCCGCUUGUGUUCAUUCAAGCAUUCUCAAGGCCUAAGGAACCUCAUGUGCUUGAAAGUAUUAAUUAGUAUCUGUUUAUAUAAAUACUCACGAGUAUUUUACCUUCUUUUUUUAA